AUGGCUACCUUGAAAACUCCAGAGAACUGCACUGCAGACUUCUCUCUUAUUCCAAUCGGCUCUCAAAGCGCAUCCUUCUCGAAGCAGGUCGCGGAUAUCCAGCGUCUGAUGCAGAACUCCGGUCUCAAAUUUCAGAUGCACGCCACUGGAACUACUGUUGAGGGAUCGUGGGACCAGGUAUCCCAAAUUAUCGGAUACGCCCAUACGCUGAUCCACCAGGAAGGGAUCGCUAGGAUUCAAACGGACAUUCGCAUCACGACUAGAACCGACAAGGUGCAGCCUAUGGAGGCCAAUAUAGCCUCAGUGCAGAGGGCUCUCGCGACUUGA
Aspergillus luchuensis is the source of this 327-nucleotide messenger RNA. Its product is annotated as thiamine-binding protein. The record is from RefSeq and is a predicted model, not a curated record. The coding region runs from base 1 to 327 and encodes 108 amino acids. Lineage: Eukaryota; Fungi; Ascomycota; Eurotiomycetes; Eurotiales; Aspergillaceae. Gene Ontology annotation, cellular component: cytosol. The transcript is spliced from 4 exons.